AUGCCUGAGCCUAUGAAGGAAACAAUUCGCCCCACCACGAUCAACGCUGGUGCCCACGGUACGCUCCGAGGCGUCGAGCUCAUCCACGAGGACGGGCACGUCAAGGCGCGCAGGUUCUGCCAGGUCCCCUUUGCUCGUCCCCCCGUGGGUCCUCUUCGCUGGCGCCGGCCCGAGGCCCUGCCGGACGACUAUGACUGGAGCGGCGUCGAGGGCGACAAGUUUGGCAACCUCAUGGCGCAGCCCAUCUACCAGGUCACCAAUGCCAAUGGCGAAAAGGCCAGCCUCAUCGACGUGCCCGGGUCGGAAUACUCAGAGGACGCACUCACAGCCAACAUCUGGACGCCGGCAGGUGUCCCUCCUCCAGGCGGCUGGCCCGUUCUCGUCUUCUACCACGGCGGAUGGCUUCAGAUUGGCAGCCCCAACAUGACCGAGAAGAACGACGCCACUGAGCUCGUCGACGAGGCGCUGCGCUGUGUCGUCGUGGCUCCCGCGUACCGUCUGAGCCUGUUUGGGUUCCUUGCCGGCAAGGAAAUCCAGGAGGAGAACGCCGACGGCACGGCGGGAAACUUUGGGUUCUGGGACCAGCGUCUGGCGCUCGAGUGGGCCGCCAAGAACGCACACAUCUUUGGCGGUAACGGCGACAACAUCACCAUUGCGGGUCUUUCGGCGGGCUCGUACUCUGUCGAGGUCCAGCUCGCGUACGAGCUCGUGUCGGGCGGCGCUCCGCUCAUCAAGCGCGCGAUGAUGUGGUCGAACGCCAUCCCGUCGCAGCCCAAGACGGUCGAGGCGAGCCAGGAGGCAUUUGACGGCGUGCUCGAGGCGUGCGGGAUCCCGCUGGACCUGGACGGCAAGGAGAAGAUGGCGCGGCUGAGGGCUGUUCCUACCAAAGAGCUGCAGGACAAGAUCAUGACGCUUAAACUGCACACGUUCCGUGCCGUCAGCGACAACUCGUUCAUCAGCGACAGGAUGCACUCGUCCAUUGCCGACGGGUCGUUUGCCAGGGCCUUCAAGGACCGCGGCAUGUCCGUCAUCAUCGGCGAGGUGCCCAACGAGGAACUGCUGUAUUCCGUGAUCAACCCGCCCACGUCGGUGGCCGACCUGCGCACGCAGCUGUGCAACUAUUACCGUGCCGAGCAGGUCGACAAGCUGAUCACGGCCUUUGAGGUCCCGGCCGACGCCGACGCCGGGGCACUGCAAAAAGUGUUUGGCGAGAUUGUGGCGCAUGGCCAGGUAUACAUUCCCUCGCGCGUGCUCGUCCAGGCGCUGCUUGACGCCCGGGUCCCGGCCGAACGUAUCCUGCGCUACCGGAUUGCGUGGAACACUGCCGUCGCCCGCUCCACCGCGCCGUUCCCGCACACGCUCACGCACGCCGACUGCCAGCCGCUGUGGUGGUACCUCCGCCGCUUCGGGUACACGCCCACCGAGGUCGAGGUCAACUACCAGUGGCUGGCGCCCGUGCAGAGCUUUGUCAACGGCGAGCAGGCCAGUGCCGCUGCGGAAUGGUACCUUGGGCCCGCGCCGCCGGACGGUACAAAGCUGCGUGAGGUCCGCGACGCCAAGAUUGCCAUUGUGGACGAUGACCGCUGGGAGAGGUGUAUGCGCCUCGCCAAGGCUAUCGAGGUGUGA
This is a messenger RNA of Apiotrichum porosum, 1626 nucleotides long. RefSeq lists its product as uncharacterized. The record is from RefSeq and is a predicted model, not a curated record. The transcript is spliced from 6 exons. Lineage: Eukaryota; Fungi; Basidiomycota; Tremellomycetes; Trichosporonales; Trichosporonaceae. Bases 1 to 1626 code for a protein of 541 amino acids.